Anisakis simplex (herring worm) is the source of this 879-nucleotide messenger RNA. Lineage: Eukaryota; Metazoa; Nematoda; Chromadorea; Rhabditida; Anisakidae. The record is from the annotation of a GenBank genome assembly.
AUGUCAGCGAUUGAGUUAAGCUCCGCCCGUUCAGUGAAAUGGGCUCUCGUUCAGCCUCCAUACUGGCACUUUGUCAAUGGAUUCUCGGGAACCAUGGAGCGUUACGAUAGAGCAAUCACAAUUUUCUCCCCUGAUGGGCAUUUAUUCCAGGUUGAAUAUGCACAGGAAGCCGUUAAAAAAGGAUCAACAGCGGUUGGUGUUUGCGGUCGAGACUGUGUGGUGAUUGGUGUUGAAAAGAAAUCCAUUCCUACGCUUCAGGAUGAUCGUACAGUUCGAAAAAUUCAUUGCAUUGAUGAGCAUGUUAUGCUUGCUUUUGCAGGUCUCAGUGCAGAUGCACGUGUACUUGUAGACCGCGCUCGUGUUGAAUGUCAAACUUAUAAGCUCACACUCGAAGAUCCAGUUACUGUUGGCUAUAUUGCUAGAUUUAUUGCAAACACAAAACAGAGGUUCACGCAAAGUCCAGGUCGCAGACCAUUUGGUAUAUCAAUGUUAGUCGGUGGUUUCGAUUUUGAUGGCACGCCGCGUCUGUUCAAGACAGAACCAUCUGGAGCAUAUUAUGAAUAUUUCGCAAAUUCAACGGGUCGAGGUGAAAAGCCAGUUCGAGAAUACUUGGAGGAACACUAUAGUGAUGAAACAAUCGUUGACGAAGGAAACGUAUUGAAGUUGGUCGUGCGAGCAUUGUCACAAGUGGUUCAGAGUGGAGCACAGAAUAUCGAAAUUGCUGUUAUGAGACCAGCCGAGAAGAAGGGUCGAGUCAAUUACCGUGUAUUACCGCUUGAAGAAGUCGAGGAACUAUUAAAGGUGGUCGAAGCUGAACGUGCUGAAGCGGAAGCUGAAGAACAGGCCAAAAAAGGCGCACAUGGAGGAUCUCCGAAAUAG